AUGAAUGACUCAGAUGAAAAUACAAUAAAUCCACACUCGAAGAUACAACUUUUGAAUGAGAAGCUGGCUCCAUCCGACGGUGGCGAGAGGAACAAAUCCGUGAGAAAAUUCACCUUCAGAGAUCUCGCCGCGCCCACUCACAACUUUAGGGAGUCGAAUCUAAUCGGAGAAGGCGGCUUCGGGAGAGUCUUCAAAGGGCGACUCGAUUCAGACCAGAUUGUGGCCAUCAAGCAGCUUAAGCAGGAUGGUUAUCAGGGGAGCAAGAUCACUGUGACCUUAGAGGGCCCCUUCUCAAAGAGGCACUUUGCAUCGUGUUCUCAAGAAAAAGAUAGUUUAGAGGUCAAUACUAUUCAUCUUAGAAAGCCAUUUGCUGCAGGGAUUUGUGAACUGACCAAUCAAAAAAUGGAAUAUGCAAAGGGGCUCACGUACUUGCAUGAUGUUGCAAACCCUCUCGUAAUUUACAGGGAUAUGAAGGCGGCAAACAUGUUGUUGGAUGAAAACUUCAACCCCAAGCUGUGUGGACACUACAAGAAGCUUGCCCCUGAAUAUGAAAAGCUUGGAUCGAGCUUUAAAAAGGCUAAAUCUGUUUUGAUUGGGAAGAUUGUUCUUGAUGUAAAUAAAGAUGUUCUUGUUGAAUUCUAUGAUCCAUGGUAUGGAGUUAGUGGUUAUCCUACCUUGAAGUUUUUUCCCAAGGAAAACAAAGCUGGUGAAGAUUAUGAGGCUGAACGGGAGUUGGAUGAUUUUGUUAAAUUUAUUAAUGUGAAAUGUGGCACUAGCCGUGAUGCGAAUGGUCAACUUACUUUCCAGUCCGUAGUUGUAUAUGAUAGUUACUAUCUUGUCUAA
Zingiber officinale is the source of this 843-nucleotide messenger RNA. RefSeq names its product probable serine/threonine-protein kinase PBL21. The coding region runs from base 1 to 843 and encodes 280 amino acids. Gene Ontology annotation, molecular function: ATP binding; protein kinase activity. The record is from RefSeq and is a predicted model, not a curated record. Gene Ontology annotation, biological process: protein phosphorylation. The transcript is spliced from 10 exons. Lineage: Eukaryota; Viridiplantae; Streptophyta; Magnoliopsida; Zingiberales; Zingiberaceae.